AUGGAUCAUAAUGAGAAGGAGAAGGAGAAGGCAUCAUCAAAGUGUAACAUUUACGAAGGAAGUUGGGUUUAUGACAAUUCUUCUAACCCUCUUUAUGGAACAUCGACUUGUCCGUUCAUGGGUUUGGAUUGCCAGAAAUUUGGUCGGCCGGACAAGAAUUACCUCAAUUAUCGGUGGCAGCCUACCGGAUGCGACAUCUCAAGAUUCGACGGACAAGAUUUCUUAACAAGGUACAAAGGGAAGAAAAUACUGUUUGUUGGAGAUUCACUAAGCAACAAUAUGUGGCUGUCGCUGAGUUGCAUGCUCCACGCGGCCGUUCCCAACGCUAAUUACACCUUGCAGCUCGAUAAGCUCCUCUCUACCUUCACCAUUCCGGAAUAUGGAAUAUCUGUAAAUUUCCUGAAAAAUGGGUUCCUGGUGGAUUUGGUAGCGGACAAAACAAGAGGAAUGAUACUGAAACUAGAUUCGAUCAGUACCGGGAAUCAAUGGUUGGGAUCAGAUGUUGUCAUCUUCAACACUUUCCACUGGUGGACUCACGCUGGUCGUUCUAAGACAUGGAAGUAUUUCCAAGUGGGCGACAAGAUAGAGGAAGAGAUGAAUAGAAUGGAAGCUUUCAAGAUUGCUCUGACAACUUGGGCUAAUUGGGUUGAUCACAACAUUGAUCCUUCAAAAACUAGGGUUUUCUAUCAAGGAGUCUCUCCCGUUCAUUUAAAUGGUACUGAAUGGGGUAAACCGGGGAAGACUUGCUUGGGAGAGACGGAACCAGUCGAGGGAAAUAGUAGCUCGGGACAGAAUAACAACGAAGGCGAGGAUAUAGUGAGAGGUGUGAUCGGAAGGAUGGCUAAACCGGCGAGCCUCCUUGACGUGACGGCUAUGGCGGAGCUGAGGAAGGAUGGUCACCCUUCCAUAUACGCCGGUGGAGGCCGUAAAUUAAAUGACUGUAGCCAUUGGUGCCUCCCUGGAGUCCCCGAUGUAUGGAACCAGCUUCUCUAUACCGCUCUUCUCAAUGACAAUUAG
This is a messenger RNA of Thlaspi arvense, 1017 nucleotides long. Lineage: Eukaryota; Viridiplantae; Streptophyta; Magnoliopsida; Brassicales; Brassicaceae. The record is from the annotation of a GenBank genome assembly.